CAGUCUCGCAGCCGCCCCGCGCUCCUCCCCACACGAGACACGCAGCCCCACCAGCCCGAGGCCGAUCGGCUCCCCACGGCCUCGCCGAGCUGGCCGGAGCCGCCUGGGGCCCUCACGUUGCGGAGCCACGUGCAGCGCCGUCUGGCGAGGCGCCCAGCCCGCCUCAGCUCAGCCCUUCCCGGCGGCACGUGAGGCGGGGCAGGGCGGGAGCCGGGCUGAGGCGCGCCGCGCCGCUUUACGAACCCGGCGGCAGCCUGACACCCGGGCUGCUUUCCUCGUCGUCCGCCGCUGCCGGGGACACCCGUUCCCCGGGCCGCGCGAAAGAGAGAGCAGGGGGCGGCACUCGGCGUGUCCCCGCAUCAGGGAAUCGCUCCUGGAUGCGCUCGCCAGAGAGCAGCACCAGGGAGAAAAGAUGGAGCGGCAGCUGGGGAGGAUAGUGCACAGCCAGCGGAAUCUCUUUGGCCCAGUAGACCAUGAGCAGCUGCAUUGGGACUUCCAGCACAUGCUGUGCAGCAAUAUCGAAGGGGCCCAGCAGAAGUGGAACUUCGAUUUCCUACAGGAUGUGCCAAUGGAGGGAUUCCUGCAGUGGGAAGAGCUGGGGGGCCAUGAGGUGCCAACCUUCUAUCACAGCUGUGUGGUGAGAGAGAGCCGGAGGCCACUGCGGCACCUGAAUCGGCCCCUGUGCAGGGAGGAAAAGGCUCACCGGUUGACCUUGACGGCACUGGCAGAGAAACCAAAGGCUUCCAAGCAAAUGGGAGCUGGGAAGGUCCCAGAAGGAAAGAAAAGAAGACAGAUGUCUUUAACAGAUUACUACUCAGGAAAGAAGCGAAUCAGGACGAAUACACAAGCUGCUGCAAAGAAGCCAACUGCCUGAAAGCAAGCACUGAACUGUCCUGUACCAGAGAGGCUACAAGCAUCUGCUGGGUUUCCUUAGCAUUGAAAAACUUCAUGUGCAGGAUUGGACCCAUUACACUAAGACGUAUACUGAUGACAGUGAUCUCACAAGUACAAAAAACUUUGGUUGGAAUGAGUUCAGGCCAAAUCAACUGGAAACACUUCAGUGAGAAAUUACUAGCCUUAAAAGACACUAGUUAGCACAUGUGGACUCUACAGGAUUCGGUGAAGGCUAGCAGUUCAAUGUGCACUAAAAAUCACUGGACAUGAGAAAAUGAUGAACACUUAAAAAAAAACAGCACAUAUGUGUGUAAUGUGGUUCUUGGACAUGUCAGGGUACAGUUGGGAUUUUUUAUAUUGUUGUGUCUUUGCAUAUGCUUUUUUUUUUUCCUUAAAGCAGGGUGUCUUAUUAAACAUCACCAUCUCAUUUUUACAGGUCUGACAACUAAGAAUAAUUCCCAGGCACAUCUGUGGUUUUUAUCAGGUACAAAAUUUUGUGCUUACAGCUAUCCAGAGCAUAAGUAACAGCACUUGGGUGCCAAGUAUUGCUGGAUUGUAAAUGGAGAAAGCUGAAAUUAUUUGGGAAAGCUUCCACUUAUAUCAGCAGGCAUGUUAACUCUGUAUGUCUGCCCACUGUGGAAGAAUUGGAUAGUUCGGCUUGUUAUGAGUACAUGUUUCCAGAUAUACUCUUGCAGCUUUUAAGUCAUUCCUGUUAUCAGCUGUGUAAAAAUUCACCUGUUAUUUUCAGCUGUGCUAUUCCAUCUAGGACUUUGGAUUUGCAGUGUAAAUUAGGAUAAAAUUUGCUGUGCCUUCAUCCACAGUUUUUAAAAAUGCUUGCUGCUUGUAAGAACAUGCUACAAAAGAGGUAAACUGUUUAGUUGCUUUUAGUGCUUUUUUCAUACUAAUAUUGUUUUUGUAAGAAGAAAAAGGGAAUUAAUAACAUAAUGAUCUUGACAUUGUGUGGACUGCUUUUUCUGUGGCAUUUGUUAACAGACUUUUCCAUCACCUACUUUUUAUUUCCCUUUUUCAUUCCCCUGACUGGUUUGGAUAACUGAGGUUUUACAGCACAUAAUAAUCAGUGGGUAAAACAGAAAAAGAAACCUAUAAAAUAUACACUCUAAAUUAUACUGCUGCAUAUGGCCGUAAUAUGCACGUGAUGUUUAAUGAACACAUUUGGUAAGAGCUUUGUAAAUGUCAGCUUUUUUAGGACAUUGUGCAGUGGUGGAAUACUACUUUUCAUCUUGAAUCUAAACAAGCCAAGGUUUAUCUUGGGCAGGAAGAACCAACAUGCGCAUGCAUGUGCACGUCAGUUGUGCACACAGGAAUUGAAGUAAGGAAGUAAUACAUCCUGCACUGCACGCAAUGUCAGGAUGGUUUAGAGCAUUUAUUUUUUUCCCAUUAAGAGCUGCAGUGAUCAGAUGUAAAUAAUGUUUGCCCCCAAAUGGCAAAAAACAGCGAUGAUUUGUUUCUAUAUGCUGAGACAAAUAUGCUCAGCAAAUUGCUCUUGGAACCUGUUUCCAGAUGCAUGCAAGAGAGUCACAAGAAGAGAUUUUCUCUCCUGGGUUUGUGAUGUAAUGAGGAACCAAACUUGCUCUAGCUGAUGUCAAAGGCAUUUCUAUGCAACUGAAGCCAGAUAAGGGUCAACCUUGGCAAAUGCUGCUAGUCAUGCAUUCGGUGUGUUUAUGACUGGACCAUUCUGUAACAAGCUUCUCACCACAUUGAGAUAUAGGUGAGCAGUUGGACAAUUUGUGAGAUUAUUUUUAAACUUGACUUGUGAUUAGAACAGGCUAAUAUACAUUUUUUAAGUGUAGUGUUUUUCCUUAAUCAGAAAAAUUGCACAACAGUUUCUCCAUGUGUUUGUGAUUUUUAAAUCAGACCAAUGACACUGAGCUACAGCUUUUUGUUUUGUAGCAAGGUUACUUGCAGAAUUGCUUUCUGAUCAGGAUGACAUGAGUUGUGCAUAAAAGGCUGUAAGUUUGUCAUGGA
Messenger RNA from Tympanuchus pallidicinctus (lesser prairie-chicken), 2880 nucleotides. Its product is annotated as cyclin-dependent kinase inhibitor 1-like. The transcript has 3 exons. Gene Ontology annotation, biological process: signal transduction by p53 class mediator; regulation of mitotic cell cycle. Gene Ontology annotation, molecular function: cyclin-dependent protein serine/threonine kinase inhibitor activity. Lineage: Eukaryota; Metazoa; Chordata; Aves; Galliformes; Phasianidae. The coding region runs from base 413 to 874 and encodes 153 amino acids. The record is from RefSeq and is a predicted model, not a curated record. Gene Ontology annotation, cellular component: nucleus.